Amoebophrya sp. A120 is the source of this 1732-nucleotide messenger RNA. Lineage: Eukaryota; Dinophyceae; Syndiniales; Amoebophryaceae. The record is from the annotation of a GenBank genome assembly.
GUAGCAAAUUUAAAUAAAAGGAUUAGCAUGACAUCAGCCUGCAUUUCUUUGUGAUGCAUAGACCCCGCAGUUGGGUACAUCAUCAUCAUCAUCAUGCAAAGACCGUGCGAGGAUGCGUAUUAUAGAGGAAAGAAUAAGAAAGAACGAUGCAUUUCCAUUUGUAAAAAAGAGCCAGCACCUCCUGAUUUAUUACCUGUUCUCUCAGGUCCCCUACCCCGAGCAAUCUUGCCGCCCGUGGACUUUUUCGAUGACUUUGAAAGCGCAGGACGGCGUGGAGUUCGCCCCCGGUGUGUAUCAAACGGAAAAAUCCCCCCUCCCCAUAUCGAAAUGGAAAUCUGUGAUGCAGGAUUUGAGGUACCAAAUCGACUUGUCAUGCUAGAAGGCCAAGAGCCGCAGUCGUGGUCUCGUUUGCAGGCAAUUUGUCAUGCUGUUUCCCACUCUCAGCUGCCUCCUAUCAUGCUGAAGAUGCAAGGCUCCCCCACGCCACCCAGCACUACAGUCCGCAUCUUUUCCCGUGUAGCAUGACAAAGCUGAUUUGUGACAACAAAUCUGCAUCACAGAUUUCCGUUUUGAUAUGGGGAAGGGGAUUUUUCCUUUUGAUAGUGUUUUUGCGGCCACCAGUGAGGACGUCAUGAAAACCUUCCUGGGCUGUAUCCGGAAAUUCCAGGAAAAGCACCGGCGGAGGCAAGAAGCGCGGGAACAAAAAUCAAAGGAGGCCACAGCUGCUGCUGGAGGGAGUAGCAGCACGAGGCACUGAAGAGAUGUUGUACUUGUUUACAAAAAAAGUUGAUGAAGGUCUAUCUAAUCUAAAACCUGAACUUGUACACAGCACACGGUGAUUUUCGCUGACUCAAGCGGAAGGAGCCACAGGCGAUUUCAUUUUGUCACGACGUGUAGAAAAAAAAAAUCAUGAUGCAGCAGAUGUAGUGCAGUAAAAUUUGAUUUGAAAUAAAGGUAGAAAUUAUACGACGAGCAUUAUCAAGGUUACAUAUGUCGAAGUUUCAGUCAUCAAAGCGGGUCUAUUCUCGCACAUUGUAUGAAGAGUGCAAAACUCAGUAUAAGAAUAAAGCGAAGCAGUCCACUCCUGCUAUCUCAUGAAAAAGACCAAAUAUGAAGAUCAUGCUUUCGUCAAAUAGUAAGAAGUACUCCAGUUUUAUUGUAAAAUCGUAUUCGUAUGUCAGAGUGAGAAGUAGAACACUAAAGUAAGAGCGUAGGAGGUAUGGUCGUGAGGAUCUAUGAAGGCAAGCAGGUAGUAACCUAAAAUGAAGUAUGCAGCGUGAGGCAACAGGCAGAGGUAGUCAUCUCUCUUGUCCUAGCAGGAGUUUGCGAAAAAAUUCGAGGUUGUUUUCAACUCCUCCUGAAUUUGCUUGUCAUGGAUCUUCACCUUUUUGUGCUAAGAUAAAUAUCCAGAAAUGUUGAAAAAUGGAGAAUACACUGACGUCGACAAGAAUUGCGUGUCAGAGUCAGUUCAUUGAAUUGAUUGUCGUGGUUGUUAAAGAAAUGACUGAAAUUUUCUUUUCUUUACCGCAUAGAAGUACGUAGCAAUGGUGCACGAAACGACGGAGCGCGAGUGGAACCCCUUGUAGGUACAUGUUUCAGAAACACAUUGAAAUAUCAGAAAUGUGUUCCAGCAGGAGCUGAGACGAAAAUGAAAGUGAGCAUUGAACCCUGUGCUGCAGGCAGAGAAACUGGAGCCGCCGGUUUCCGUUUUUUGAUGACAAGAGAAAAAUUC